Diuraphis noxia (Russian wheat aphid) is the source of this 443-nucleotide messenger RNA. RefSeq names its product dynein axonemal light chain 4. Gene Ontology annotation, biological process: microtubule-based process. The record is from RefSeq and is a predicted model, not a curated record. Gene Ontology annotation, cellular component: dynein complex. Lineage: Eukaryota; Metazoa; Arthropoda; Insecta; Hemiptera; Aphididae.
CUAAAAUUAAGCUCAUUAAUCCGUGUAGUUUUAUAAGUUUUACAUAGUAAUAUAUUAUAUUAUUCACACCUAAACUAUUCGUGUAUAGACCAUGGAAGAGUUUGCAGACGCCAAAGAAGAUGAAAACAAGAAAAUUGUCCACACCUAUCCAUUAGUGCAAACUUGUGAUAUGUCAGAAGAAAUGAAAGCUGAAACGGUUGAAGUUAUAAUAACAGCAUGUGAAAAAUAUGGAACAGAUUAUUUCGCGGCCGCCAAGACGGUGAAACAAAUGCUAGAUAAAAAAUACGGUCCUCAGUGGAACAUAGUGGUGGGAGAAGCGUUCGGCAUACAAAUAACGCACCAGACCAAUACAUUGAUGUACAUGUUCUUCGGUGGCAAUCUCGGCAUUUGCGCCUGGAAAAUCUAAACGCAACAAGGGUUUACGAGACAAAAUUAUAAAAAUA